AUGACACCCCUCAAACGACGUCGUCUCGACGCUACCUCCUCAACCCUCUCCAAACUCUUCAAGUCUCCCCUGCGCCGACCACCCGCGACCUCAGAAGCAGCAGCAGCAGCACACCACACGCCCACCAAACACGAAGACCACACGCCAUCAACAACCACACCACACGCCCGAUCCACCCUAGACACUACUAUCACCAUCCCACAUACAACAACGCCAGCAGCAACCUCCACCCCCACCCGAAUCUCAAAGAGAAAACACACACCUCUCCUCCCCGCAGACCCCACCCUCCUCCACCUCCAGAAACAGCAACGUCUACUCCAAGCCCGUCUCUCCUCCCUACGCUCCGAGCUGGACACCGCGCAACAGGCACUCCGACUGGAAUCCUCCACCCAAGACGCCGAACUCGAGGCUCUUGUCACGAAGUGGCGGAGUGUGGCGCAGAGUGCGGCGGAGGAGGUCUUCGAGGGGGCGAGAGAGCGUGUUGCGCGUAUGGGGGGGAUGAAGGCUUGGCGAGAGAGGAUGCGCGAGGAGCGGAUGGGAGGGUGGGGGGAGGAGAUGGAACAGGGACGGAGGGCAGGGGGAGAAGACGAUGAUGGGGAGGUGUCGGAGCGACACCGUGGGCGUGGGAUGGAGGAGAAAGAUAGUGGGACGAGAGAUGGGGAUGAUGGUGAAGAUGAAGAUGAAGAGGAGUUCACGAUGGAUGUCAUGCUGAAGACGCUGAAUGUGGAUUUGAGGAUGAUUGGGUUUGAUAAGGGUCAGCAAAGGUUUGUUACGGAUUGA
Aspergillus candidus is the source of this 780-nucleotide messenger RNA. Its product is annotated as putative DNA repair protein Dds20/Mei5. The record is from RefSeq and is a predicted model, not a curated record. Gene Ontology annotation, biological process: DNA recombination. NCBI's taxonomy places the organism in Eukaryota, Fungi, Ascomycota, Eurotiomycetes, Eurotiales, Aspergillaceae. The coding region runs from base 1 to 780 and encodes 259 amino acids. The transcript has 2 exons.